This is a messenger RNA of Fusarium mangiferae, 2364 nucleotides long. RefSeq lists its product as uncharacterized. Gene Ontology annotation, cellular component: nucleus; cytoplasm. The coding region runs from base 1 to 2364 and encodes 787 amino acids. Lineage: Eukaryota; Fungi; Ascomycota; Sordariomycetes; Hypocreales; Nectriaceae. The transcript is spliced from 2 exons. The record is from RefSeq and is a predicted model, not a curated record. Gene Ontology annotation, molecular function: protein binding.
AUGGCGGAAGCUAUUGGCUUAGUGGCUUCUGUUGCCAGCCUGCUAGACCUGGCGUUGAAGCUAUCUAAUGCAUUACACAACCUCCAAUUCCAAUUGCGAAACGCGCCUUAUCUCAUUCAAGCGCUAGAGAAUGAGACAGAAGCUGUCAGGACAGUUCUUGCUAGUGUUGAAAGCUCAAUACACUCUACAGCAACUGCGGGACUUGGCGGUGCAGGUAGCCCCGGGAUACUCGGUGACCUCACUGCUGAAAUCGGCAAAGGUGCGGCUGUCCUGAAGGAGCUAGGCACAUUUAUCGACAGUCUCAAGAACGAGACAUCUACCUUACGAAGGGUGAAGUGGAUUCAAAAGAAGAAGAAGGCAGCAGAGCUCAUAAACGAGCUUAAAGAAGUGAGAUACCGUAUUAGCGAGUUGCAAUUGGCAUAUGGCAACUCAAGCUUGACUCGCAUCAGACUUGUAUUGCAGGACAUCCAGGUUAUGCAACGUCGUCACUACGCUAAAGCUCAUAACUUGGAAACUUGUCUAUUAGACACGAAAGAUCAACUCACAAUUGAUCGAGACACCACGUUUCAAAACCAGUCAGACAUUGCCGCAGCUCUGGAGGCUUUACAAAACACAACACCAAAGUUGCCACAAGAAUGGGUGGAAACAAUUAGAAAUCAGUUGGCAACAACGAUAAAAACUACGAGACCUGAUCUAGCGAAGGACAACAUCACACAUGUUUGGCCCCAUCAAUCUCAAAGACGCCAGAGCCCUCAGGCCAUUUGCUCGCCACUUCAGCACUUGACGCUAUCAUUCAACCUAAGACUACUGCAAUCUCAGUGCUCGAUCAAUUGUACCUGCAGAUGCCAUGCUUCUGUUGCUUCAUACCGGCCUUGGAACACACUCCCAAAAAUGCUUCAAAUGAUCAUGGGCUCAAUAGUUUUUAAGUUUUCCAGCUGCCCUGUUUCCAGAACAACCUGCGACUUGCCUUCAUGUUCCAAGUCACGUCUAACUCGCCUCCAGAUCAGAUAUGGCUUUCCACUUUGGUCUUUCAAGUACGCAAUUUAUAUCCAGAUGGAGAAACUAUCUGCCAGCUCUAUGAUCUUUACUCUAGCAUUGAGACGAAAGAUUCCCCUCCAAGCCACCAGAGACAACAUACUUUAUCAUGCCACAUUUGGAAAUCUGAGUGCUGUUAAACGCAUCCUACACGAAAAUCCAACUGCAAUCCUGGACGUCAACUAUUAUGGUGACUCAGCCUUGUACAAAUGUAUUAGGAGCUUUUUGCCGUGGGAACUCUCGCUUCAAAUUUGUGAAGUGCUUCUUGAGGCUGGUGCAGAUCCGGACCAAGUCAAUGAGAGAGGGCUUUCAUUUCGGCAUACAAUUGCUAAUCUGGUUCUUCAAAAAACCAUACCAUCGAUGCUUCAUUCUCGAGUUGAAGGCUUGGUUCAAAUUUCGCCGUGCUUAGAGGACCUGGAUUUUACCUUUAUACAUGAGAUUGUCGUUAAACGGUGUCCAAUCGACUUGCUGCCCGUACUUGAGACCGGCAAUGCAGAUAUUAUGGCUCAAAUACACAGUGAAGACCGGUUUGGUAUGACUCCACUGAUGUAUGCUGUUGCUCUGGGCGACGCAAAAGCAGCCGAGGCUCUGAUCGAAGCCGGCGCCUCAGUCCACAAGAAGGGACCGGGUGGUCGUAAUCUUAUAGACUAUGCUGCCUGUCUACCUCCAAACACUUGCGCUGAUAUACUUGACUUGCUACUUGCUGCUGGCGCGAAUGCAAUUGACGCUUUCCCCACAGGAUGGAGCCUCUUACAUACAGCUGCUAUCUAUGAUAAUGUCACAAUGAUAGAUAGGUUGCUGCAAGAAGGCGCACAGCCAGAUUGUGUCGGUCCGCGUGGCAAUCGCCCGAUUCACUAUGCGGCGAGCCACAACUCUGUUAAUGCCGUUCGCUUGCUAUAUGAGAAAGGUGCCGAUGUAAAUGCACUAGCUGACAACGGCUUAUCACCGCUCGGUGUAGCGAUUCGAGACAAUGCUACCGACGCGCAGGCGGCGCUUCUUGAGCUAGGUGCUGAUCACACUAUAACCGGUGACUGGGGAACUUAUUUUCACGUGGCGGCUUAUCGGGGUAACGAAAGAACCUUCGACACACUGUCUUGCCUUAAGUUCAGGGGCUUAGAUGUCGAUGCCAGGGAUGCGGAAGGGAUGACAGUAACCGAGGUUUAUGAAAGCCGCUACGACAAGACGGAAGAGCUGACGAAAUCAUUCUGUCAACUGAGGGAUUUUAUCAUAUCACGAUCCCCAGGUGAUUACUCAAGCAAGGACGAAAUUGGGCAUGCGGAUGAAUUCUUUGAUGCAUAUGAGUUCUUGGGCGGUGAUGGGUUGUGUUAG